UUAGACGUUUUGACCAGAACAAUGCUAUUCAAAUUGUUUAUUUUGUGUUAUUUUUUAAAGGGGCUAAGAUGUGCUAUUUUACCAAAUGAACCUGAAAGUGAAAUUGUAUUCUUAAAUGUUAUGUUUAGACAUGGAGCCAGAACCCCAUACGAAUUUUAUCCAACAGACCCGUAUAAAAAUGAAACCUUUUUUCCCUUUGGACUGGGUGCUCUAACAAAUGAAGGAAAAAAAGGAGAAUAUCUCCUUGGAAAGUACAUCAAAAAGUAUUACGGUAAAUUUUUGGGUGACAUGUAUUUGGUAGAUGAUUUUUAUGUUAGAAGUGCAAAUAGUCCAAGAACCAGAAUGAGUGCACAGUUGGUAAUGGCUGGACUGUUUCCUCCUGUAAACGUACAAAUUUGGAAUCCAGAUCUCAAAUGGCAACCGGCCCUCGUAGACUAUAAAAGUGAUGCCGAUGAGGAUCUUUUUAAUCCGUAUAAGAGCUGUCCAUAUUACAUGAAACUCGUAAAAGAACAAGCAAAUAAUAGAGAGCUGUUAAAAAAAUUUGUAGGACCAUUUGCAGAUACAUAUAAGUAUGUUGAAAAACAUUCAGGAAUGAAACUAAAAGUACCACGGGACAUGAGUAGCAUUUAUUCUACUUUAAAAUGUGAAUCAGAGUUGGGAUUAAAAUUGCCAGAAUGGACCAAGAAAGUAUUUCCAGAUAAAAUGGCAGAAGCAGUUGACGUUGUUUACAAAUACGACAAUUUCAACCCAGAGGCGAAGAAAUUUAAUUCUGGAUAUAUUUUGAAAAAAAUAAUUGAGGAUUUUGAUCGUAAAAUAAAAAAUGAUAUUACCCCUAAAGAAAGAAAAGCCUCAUUUUAUUCCGGACAUGAGACCACUCUUGGUUAUAUGUUAAACAGUCUUGGCUUAGAAGUAAAUUUUGUUCCACCUUACGGUAGUGCUCUGUCAAUUGAAUUAAGAAAGAGUAAAGGCGAAUUUUUUGUACAGCUAAGAUUCCGAAAAGGAUCAGCAUGUAAACCAAUUAAUCUGGUGAUACCUGGUUGUGAACUGCUUUGUCCUAUUGAAAAAUUUAAAGAACUGACUAAAAAUGUGAUACCAACUGUAGACAUGAAAACAGCUUGCAAAAUAAAUGAUGAAUAAAAUUGAAUAACAAAAGAUUAUACAAAAUCGUGAAUUAUUUUAUAAUUAUUUGACAACAGAAAAAUUUUAAUUAAUAAUUAAUUAU
Messenger RNA from Aethina tumida (small hive beetle), 1222 nucleotides. RefSeq names its product venom acid phosphatase Acph-1-like. Gene Ontology annotation, molecular function: phosphatase activity. The transcript is spliced from 6 exons. The coding region runs from base 22 to 1137 and encodes 371 amino acids. Lineage: Eukaryota; Metazoa; Arthropoda; Insecta; Coleoptera; Nitidulidae. The record is from RefSeq and is a predicted model, not a curated record. Gene Ontology annotation, biological process: dephosphorylation.